CCUAUAUAUAGUAAGUGGGCUUGACAAUGGAGUUAUGAUCCUUAUCAUUGUUAAAAAAAUAUAAAUGUAGAUAAGUCUCGAGAGCUAUGCAUGUAUGUUAAAAAAAUGUGCAAUAUACAAGUUCCAUAUCGUGUAAACCUUUAUCGUCGUUAUAAACAUUCAUUAUAGGUAUAUCGCAAUGACUUAUAAUGGAAACUACAAAAAUGUUAAAACACCUUCAAGAAAUAAGUGACUAUAAGACAUUUUUAUCGUAAAGCACAUUUCUUAUUUUCAAGUUUCCGUUUACUACAAAUCAUACAUUUAAUCAAUAUAUUCAUUAUAUAUAGAUAUGCAAUUAAACAAGUAUAAAGUUCUCAAAACGCUACAGAAACUAGGCAGCAAAUUUUAUGUGUGUUCUACAAAGGUGUAUUUAUGUCGAUAAAGCACGAAGGCGAACGAUUCCUUAAACCUGCACCCUUCUCUUAUCAUCCCCAAAAAUCCAACAUUAUACUCGUUCUAAUAUUCGAAAAUCCCACGUUCAGUAAAGUCGUCUGCAACAUCGUCGGUAUACGACGGUACCAUAUAUACCUACUUAUCCUUCGCGCGGCGACAUAUCGCAUCAGUCUAUUUUUGUCAGCUGAUUGAAGAACCUUAUUUGAGGUUAGAGUCACAAAUUGUGCUAUGUACACAAACAGUCUCAUCAUUUUGCCCCUUUGACUAAACCAAUUCCUGCCGCUUUCACUUAUAAUUAAAUCCUGUGGAAUAUAAUAUUCCUUUUCGAUCAUGGACAUUCUCAAAGCAGAAAUUGCAAAAAAACGAAAAGAGUUGGCGGACAAAAACGUAUUGCAAAACAAUAAAAAGUACUUCAGAAGAGGAGACUUACUGGCAACGGAGCAAAAGGUUGUCAAUGAUACAAACUCAAGCAGCAAUGAAAACGAUGCUGACAGAAGAGCAGCUGCUGAGAACUCGAUGAUACAAGAUAACUCACAAAAUACUUUACCUAGGGCAGAAGUUAUCCGCAAACUGAGAGAAAGGGGUCACCCGAUAUUACUUUUUGGUGAAUCGGAAAUCGACUCCUUCAAACGAUUGAGAAGAUGUGAAAUACUUGAGCCAGAAGUUAAUAAGGGUUUGCGUAAUGAUUUCCAAGAAGCUAUGGAACAGGUGGAUCAAGCCUAUUUGGACGAAAUUUUGAAAUCCUCAAAGCCACAAGAACAGCGCAAAAAAGGCGAUGUGCAUGUGCCCGAUGAAGAAGUGACUUAUGAAGAUAUACAAAAAAUGGCCGAAAAUCUUGAUAAGAAUAAUCGAGAAACCGACAUGCAUAUCAUCACGACGUUUUUGCAGUUUUUAAUGAAAAUUUGGGGCGAUCAACUGAACAGCAGGGCAGGUGCUGAGAAAAUGGGCGCUAAAGGAAAAAUGGACAGUGCAAUUUAUGCUCAAACAAAGGAAUAUUUGAAACCACUUCUUAGGAAAUUAAAAAACAAAUCCCUCCCCGAAGAUAUUACAGAUAGUUUAACGGAAAUCGUAAAGCACUUACUAGAACGAAAUUAUAUUUUGGCUAGCGACGCUUACCUUCAAAUGGCAAUCGGAAACUCGCCCUGGCCGAUUGGUGUAACUAUGGUCGGUAUUCACGCACGUACGGGUCGAGAAAAAAUUUUCUCGAAAAAUGUGGCGCACGUAAUGAACGACGAGACACAACGCAAGUACAUUCAAGCUCUAAAAAGACUUAUGACCAAAUGUCAGGAGUAUUAUCCGACAGAUCCGUCGCGAUGUGUUGAAUAUACGAAAAAUACGUAAUUUAUUUGUAAGUUACCUCGAUUUCUGUAUAAAAUUGUAAAUUAAGUUAUAACAUAGUUGACCUUUUUUAAAGUAAUAUAAAUGUAACGCGUUUCAUUAGGGAUACAAUAAAUAAUAUUUAUAUUUUUACGAGAA
Molecule: messenger RNA, 1908 nt
Organism: Nasonia vitripennis (jewel wasp)
Lineage: Eukaryota; Metazoa; Arthropoda; Insecta; Hymenoptera; Pteromalidae
Gene: Prp18
Product: pre-mRNA-splicing factor 18
Exons: 4
Coding region: 763-1773 (336 amino acids)
Biological process (GO): generation of catalytic spliceosome for second transesterification step; RNA splicing
Cellular component (GO): U5 snRNP; U4/U6 x U5 tri-snRNP complex; U2-type post-spliceosomal complex
Source: RefSeq, a predicted model, not a curated record